Penaeus monodon (black tiger shrimp) is the source of this 1101-nucleotide messenger RNA. RefSeq lists its product as uncharacterized. Gene Ontology annotation, molecular function: nucleic acid binding. Gene Ontology annotation, biological process: DNA integration. The transcript is spliced from 2 exons. The record is from RefSeq and is a predicted model, not a curated record. Lineage: Eukaryota; Metazoa; Arthropoda; Malacostraca; Decapoda; Penaeidae. The coding region runs from base 1 to 1101 and encodes 366 amino acids.
AUGAAAGAUGGGGUCUUGUACCGACUGUUGCACCUGCCAGAUAAAAUUGUGUACCAGCUGUGUGUUCCAGAAAAGCUGCGAGACUCGGCAAUGAAAGCAGCUCAUACACCACCUCUAGCAAUGCAUCCUGGUAUCCAUAGGACGUACGAGAAUCUACGCAACAUGUUCUAUUGGCCCAACAUGCUACGUGAUGUACGCCGUUAUGUGGAACAUUGCCUUGUGUGCCAGCAAUCAAGAGGCAUUGCCCAACGUGUUCCAAUGGCUGACACACCUCUAGCUCUUUAUCCACUGGAACGAGUAUCAUUGGACAUUCUUGACCUGUGCCAGGCCCCUAUGAGAUGGGCUUUCCUGGACCACUGGAUAAUAUAUUUUGGCCCACCUCGUGUUAUCCAGACUGAUAAUGGCUGGCAGUUCACUUCUAACCUGUUUGCUGAGCUAGUGGACUUGUUACGAGCUUCACAUCACUUUACCAUCCGCUAUCACCCCCAGGCUAAUGGACUUGUGGACCGCACAAACCGUGUUGUCAAGGCAGCUCUACGAUCAGUAGUAGGGGAUCGACCUAGAGACUGGCACAAGUAUGUACCUGAAUUGCGACUUGCCCUUAAUUCUGCAAUACAUCAUACAACAGGGGAGCAUGCAUACUUUCCUGUAGGGCUCACCAACGAUGCAGUUUUCGGUGAUAACAGUGCAUUUCAGGAAAGGCUUAAGACUGCUCGCCGUGCAGCUGUGAUGGCAUCCAGAGCUGCCCAUGAAGUCAAUGAAAGGGCUUACAACAAGCGAGCCAAGGGGACCUUUGCUCCUGAGGAAGGAAACCUUGUUUGGUAUAAGGAGAUGGUGCCGCGUCCACUGGGUCCUAAAUGGCUAGGGCCUGCUCGGAUCUCUAAAAGAUUUGGCCCAGUCUCAUUCGAGGUACAGCAUCUGGACUCUGGCAAGGUUUUGCGGGCUCACCUCAAUCAUUUACGUCCUUAUCACCCACCACAAGAGCUGUCGUACCCAGACGACAGUAUCGUUCCAGAGGAAGAGGAAGACAUACCAUCCGCAUCUGAUGACCCUUGGGUGGCCAUCCUCACAACCUGUGUACGUGAAUUUCAAAACCUGUGA